This is a messenger RNA of Aspergillus puulaauensis, 546 nucleotides long. Its product is annotated as ADP-ribosylation factor-like protein 2. The record is from RefSeq and is a predicted model, not a curated record. The transcript is spliced from 6 exons. Bases 1 to 546 code for a protein of 181 amino acids. Gene Ontology annotation, biological process: protein folding. Gene Ontology annotation, cellular component: microtubule cytoskeleton; cytoplasm. Gene Ontology annotation, molecular function: GTP binding; GTPase activity. Lineage: Eukaryota; Fungi; Ascomycota; Eurotiomycetes; Eurotiales; Aspergillaceae.
AUGCUGUCUAUAUUGAGAAAAGCAAGACUAAAGGAUAAGGAGAUGCGAAUCCUGAUGUUAGGUCUCGACAAUGCCGGCAAGACGACCAUCGUCAAACAGAUUAUGAACGAAGACGUCACAACAGUAAGCCCGACGCUGGGCUUCAUAAUAAAAACGAUAGACUUUGACGGGUACAGGUUAAAUAUCUGGGACGUCGGAGGCCAGAAAACACUACGAUCAUACUGGAAAAACUACUUUGAAAAGACAGACACUCUAGUCUGGGUCGUGGAUGCCACCGAUCGAUUACGAGUCGACGACUGUCGUGAUGAACUGGCAGGACUUUUGCUUGAAGAGCGUUUAAUGGGCGCAAGCCUUUUGGUUUUUCUCAAUAAAACUGAUGUAGGGGGGUGUAUGACUCAGGACGAAGUUAGGCAGAACCUCCGCCUAGAUUCGAUCAAGACUCAUAAAUGGACCAUACUGCCUUGCAGCGGCAUGACGGGAGCGAAUCUGCGCGAGGGUCUCAACUGGGUUGUGCAAGAUGCUAAGGAUAGGUUAUUCCUCUACUGA